AAAUUGUCUACGUAUAAGAGUACCAAGAAAAAGGUCACUUUCCUCAACCAGAAAAAAAGACAUUCAGAAUUGGAAAAAGGAGAAGUGAGAACGGAAGCAGCAACAAACCAAAGGUUAAAAGGAGGUAUCGAGAAAUAA
This is a messenger RNA of Entrophospora candida, 138 nucleotides long. NCBI's taxonomy places the organism in Eukaryota, Fungi, Glomeromycota, Glomeromycetes, Entrophosporales, Entrophosporaceae. The record is from the annotation of a GenBank genome assembly.